Messenger RNA from Epithele typhae, 1242 nucleotides. RefSeq names its product chorismate synthase. Gene Ontology annotation, biological process: chorismate biosynthetic process; aromatic amino acid biosynthetic process. The transcript has 5 exons. The record is from RefSeq and is a predicted model, not a curated record. NCBI's taxonomy places the organism in Eukaryota, Fungi, Basidiomycota, Agaricomycetes, Polyporales, Epitheliaceae. Gene Ontology annotation, molecular function: FMN binding; chorismate synthase activity. Gene Ontology annotation, cellular component: cytosol. The coding region runs from base 1 to 1242 and encodes 413 amino acids.
AUGUCGACUUUCGGUACCCUCUUCCGUGUUACGACCUAUGGAGAGUCCCACUGCGCUUCUGUAGGCGCAAUCAUCGACGGCUGCCCUCCAGGCCUGCCGUUGACCGCGCAAGACGUCCAAGUGCAACUCAGCCGCAGGCGUCCGGGCCAGAGCAACCUCACCACUCCCGUACGCAUACGCGACGAGAAGGAUCUCGUGCAGCUCCAGUCGGGAAUUGAGCAUGGUGUCACGCUCGGGACGCCCAUCGGGCUCUUCGUCCGCAACGAGGACCAGCGGCCAAAGGACUACUCCGAGACGGACCUCUACCCGCGCCCGAGCCACGCGGACUGGACGUAUCUCGAGAAGUACGGCGUGAAGGCGAGCAGCGGUGGGGGGCGCAGCAGCGCACGCGAGACCAUCGGGCGCGUCGCCGCGGGGGCGAUUGCUGAGAAGUACCUCAAGAUGGCGUACGGGAUCGAGAUUGUCGCGUUCGUAUCGUCAGUCGGCAAGAUUGAGCUGCCGUCGUACGUCGCGCCGCCGGGGCAGGUCGCGAAGGACGACGACGACACGGUCGAGGACGUGCUCAGCCCCGAGUUCGUCGAGCUCCUGAAGACGAUCACGCGCGAGCAGGUCGACGCGACCAUUACGCGCUGCCCUCAUGACGAGACGUCUGAGCGUAUGGUCAAGCGCAUCCUCCGCGCAAAGGAGGCCAACGACUCCAUCGGCGGCACCGUUACCUGCAUUAUCCGGAACGUGCCCUCCGGGGUCGGUGAGCCCGUGUUCGACAAGCUCGAGGCGAAGCUCGCGCACGCAAUGCUCUCCAUCCCCGCGACGAAGGCGUUCGAGAUCGGCUCCGGCUUCCGCGGGACGCAGGUGCCGGGCUCGCGACACAACGACGCGUUCGUGCUGCGGCCGGACGGGCGCAUGGGCACGCGCACGAACUGGUCCGGGGGCAUCCAGGGCGGCAUCUCGAACGGGGAGGGCAUCUACUUCCGUGUCGGCUUCAAGAGCCCCGCGACGAUCUCGCAAGCACAGGCGACGGCGCGCUACGACGGCGAACCGGGCGAGCUCGCCGCGCGCGGGCGGCAUGACCCGUGCGUCGUGCCCCGCGCGGUGCCGAUCGUGGAGGCGAUGGCGGCGCUGGUGGUCAUGGAUCAAGUACUGAUCCAGAACGCUCGCGAGGCGGCGAGGACGCUGUUGCCGCCGAUCACGACGCUACCGCCGACGAUGGUGAAGCCGGCGGCGGCGAAGAAGGAGGCUUAG